UUGUGUAUACAAGUGGAUAAAAAGUUAAAACAAAGAAUGGGUGAUGUUAAGAGAAGACUUAAAAACAAUGCUCAUACUGAAAGUAACAUAAAAACUACCGAGAAAACAGCCACUGAAAAAUCCUCUAUAAAUAAAGGUUUGCCACUAAGAGUUCUAUCGCGGACUACAGUUAUUAUAUCUCUGCUGAUAGUUGUUUAUUUUUCAUCCAAAGAAAAUUUUCGAACAUUUGCUAAACAAUCAGAACUUCUACCAGGGAAAGGACAGAUAGUGAAAUGCUCUACUGAAUAUAUAAAAGAGCUAGACAAGUUUGAGGGUUGUGCUCCUAGAGAUUGUAAGAGAUUUGUCACUGAUAAAGUGGUUUCGGUUAGAGAAGUAGAGGAAUUGUUAAAAAUAGCUAAAAGAGGUUUGAAGUUUGGUGGUUCCUUUGGUGGUGCUUCUAUAUUAGAUCUGCAUAGUGGAGCAAUGUCAAAGGGCCAGCACUUUGUAAAUAUAUAUGAAAUUGAGGAGAUGAAAAAUCUGUUUACACAGGAGGACUUUAAUAUUAUCAGAGUUGUUAGAGAUAAGGUAAAAUACAGUCUCGCCCAUCAUUUAGGCGUUCAGCCUGAUAAAGUUUAUUCAACACAUCCAACAUUCUUCUCAGAGAUUAGUGCCAAAAAAGCUUUCACUAAUCAUGAUGAGUACUGGCAUCCACAUGUUGACAAAGUCUCCUACAAAUCCUUUCAUUUCACUACACUACUUUAUUUAUCGGAUUAUGGCAUUGACUUCAAUGGUGGUAGAUUUGUUUUUAUUGAUGAGAGUUUUAAUAGCACUAUAGAACCACGAAAAGCAAGAUUAAGCAUGUUCACAAGUGGCGCUGAAAAUUCGCAUUAUGUAGAGAAAGUUACUUCUGGAGUGCGAUAUGCCAUGACUAUUCCAUUUACAUGUGAUAAAAAGUUUGCUAUAGAAGACCCUAGCACUGAUAAGUAUAAUAAAAAACAUUCCAAAUAAA
Messenger RNA from Maniola jurtina (meadow brown), 988 nucleotides. Its product is annotated as 2-oxoglutarate and iron-dependent oxygenase domain-containing protein 3-like. Gene Ontology annotation, cellular component: membrane. NCBI's taxonomy places the organism in Eukaryota, Metazoa, Arthropoda, Insecta, Lepidoptera, Nymphalidae. Bases 37 to 987 code for a protein of 316 amino acids. The transcript is spliced from 5 exons. The record is from RefSeq and is a predicted model, not a curated record. Gene Ontology annotation, molecular function: iron ion binding; oxidoreductase activity, acting on paired donors, with incorporation or reduction of molecular oxygen; L-ascorbic acid binding.